Messenger RNA from Synchiropus splendidus (mandarinfish), 5086 nucleotides. RefSeq names its product info leucine-rich repeat, immunoglobulin-like and transmembrane domains 3a (gene lrit3a). The record is from RefSeq and is a predicted model, not a curated record. NCBI's taxonomy places the organism in Eukaryota, Metazoa, Chordata, Actinopteri, Syngnathiformes, Callionymidae. Gene Ontology annotation, molecular function: protein binding. The transcript is spliced from 4 exons. The coding region runs from base 124 to 2025 and encodes 633 amino acids.
CUCGGCCAGCCUGCCAUUGCCUCUUAUGGGCUCUCUUUGUCACUUUUUCUUUCAAAUGUCGGGAAGUUUUCUUGAAUUCCAGAUGAGUUUUCCUUCCUGAUUCUCUUCUUUUGAGGCGGAAUCAUGCAGCAAAUCCUUCAUGCGAUGGUGUUGCUCUGCUGCUUUGGUGUGGCUCGUCCCUUCUGUCCAUCGCAGUGCACCUGUGUCUUCCACGGCCGGACCGACGGAUCCGGCGCCAGAUCUGUUCUCUGCAACGACCCGGACAUGUCCGACAUCCCAGUCAACGUCCCAGUGGACACCAUCAAACUGCGCGUGGAGAAAACAGCAGUGAGACGAAUACCAACGGAAGCAUUCUACUACCUCACCGAGCUGCGGUACCUGUGGAUUACCUACAACUCCAUCACCUCUGUGGAUACUGGAAGUUUCUACAACCUCAAAAUUCUGCAUGAGCUGAGGCUGGAUGGGAAUAUGAUCUCAAUCUUUCCUUGGGAGUCUCUGAAAGAGAUGCCCAUGCUGAGAACGCUGGAUCUCCACAAUAACAGACUGAGCACAGUCCCUGCAGAGGCGAUACCUUACCUGCUCAACAUCACGUACUUGGAUCUAUCCAGCAAUAAGUUCACCACUCUGCCCUCGGACCUCAUGGAUAUCUGGCCACCGUUUAAUGGGGAGCCGGUGUUUUCCAGCUCAGCCCAGAAAGUAGUUUUGGGUCUUCAAGACAACCCCUGGUUUUGUGACUGCAAAAUCUCAAAGUUGCUCGAGCUGUCCAAAAUGACCGACACGCCUGUCAUUUUGAUGGACCUUUUCCUGAGCUGUAGUGGACCAGAGAACUUGGCCGGCGUGCUUUUUCAGCGAGCAGAGCUGGACAACUGCGUGAAGCCGUCAGUCAUGACCUCAGCCACCAAGAUUACGUCGCCUUUGGGGAGCAACGUCAUUCUGCGCUGUGACGCCACGGGGCUCCCAACACCGAUCCUCUACUGGGCAAAGUCUGACGGCUCACCUGUCAACAACACAGUUCAAGAAUCGCCGAGUGAUGGCAUCAAAUGGUCCAUCAUGAGUCUGCAUGGAAUACUUAGCAAGGACGCUGGGAACUACAGCUGCAAGGCUAAGAAUGAAGCCGGCAGCGCAGAAGCUACAAUAUCCCUAUACAUUGCCGGUUCCUUCAGUCCAACCAACCUUCCGAUGCAGUCAGAUAUCGGAACUGGACCCACAAUUCAAGGCACAACAUUCAGUUCCCCGACAGACACCCCAAACUCAGUGUCACUUACAUCCACGGUUCCUCAAGGAGGUCCAACAACAUCUACGCCAAAGAAGCAGAGAACCACACCCAGCAACAGUCUGCAGAGAGGUUCACCGAAACCAGAGAAGGUCCAACAAGGAGGGAAAAAAGUGGAUGAGAAAAGCAGGAAAAACUAUACAAGAAAGUCUUUGACAGACCUGCAGAUUGUUGAAGAAACAACUGACAGUGCUGUGUUAGUUUGGACAGCUGAAGGGUUACCCCCUAAAUCUCCUCUCACCGUGGUGUACUCGCCGUACGGCGAGGAUGGGUCUAAAAUGACACUGGAAACCACUGCUGGAAGUGGCAAAGUGCUGUUAGAGAACUUAUCUCCAGGAUUGAGGUAUUCUGUUUGUCUGGUAGCAAAAGAAAGUGCAGCGGGGAAAGAUCCUUGCAUUGACUUCUCCACGCUGGAUGUCGUCGGGGACAGUCAGAGCCAAUUCUUGGUCAUCUUAAGCGGCGUUGCAUGUGCUUUGAUUCUGCCCAUCAUUGCUUUUUUGGUCUACAAGAUUCUCUCAUUGUACUGUAAAGGGAACAGCCCGCCUCUGGACGAGGAGGAGCUUGAAAAGGAGAGCUAUGUCAAGUUUGAGACAAUAUCAAUGAAGCAAAGGACAACAAAUUCAAGGCCAACAGAGCUUUGGGCGAGGAGACCAACCCACGAGUCAGAGAGAAUGCUCCUGUGCUCACGGUCGAGCAUUGACUCUCAAAUGACCUACAAAAGUGAUAGCUCCCGAUCUGAGUAUCUAUGCUGAUGCUAGUGAAAACGUGGCUGUUUUCUGCCAUCGAACGCAAACUACGGUUUUGAUGCCUUUGGACAAUGAGACACUGGUGGGAAUAUACUUUGUUUUAUGUAACACACUUGUUUUGCUAUUCAUGAGUGAUCAUUUGUUCGAUGGUUUCUAUGAAAAGCUGUUGACAGGAGAAGUGUUUUUAAUCGUAAAAUGAAAGCAAGGCCUUAAGUUCGGUUAGUGUGAGUUAUCGAGAUACAUUAUUACGGAUGGAAGAUUGUGCGCUAUGGUGACAAUGACAAAGGCUAAAGGCCCAUUUUUGCUCCCUUUAUGAAUGAAAUUCUACCUGUCAGUUUCAAAUGAUGCUACCAUCAGUCAUCACAUACUUCCAUGCUUUCUUUACAUUGGUAUUGCUGAUCACCAAUAUAUCCACCGGGGGAGCAGCUCAGAGUUAAAUUUUCUGACAAGGACAACUCCAAAACAAACAUGGAUGAGGUAUUGAUGAUACACUUUUUGCACUAAAGACAAAAACGGAGCGUUGUAGGUUGAGGUAAAAUAUAUAUAUUGCAACAGGAGGAAAGAGAAUUUCCACCACUGUUAUGUCUUGUCCGUGUCACAUCAGAGCCACGUAUCGGGUAGUGACAGCAACACUGCUCCCACGGUUUCCGGUGAUAUUCCUCCAUUUGGCCCGUAUCCGUAAGCUUGUGAAGAAAUGCAAACAAAAUGAACGCAGAUCCGUCCAUCACGUUGAGUUUUAAUGGGCCUUCUGACAGCAAUAAAGAAGGUUCUUCCCUUCAAAAGACUACUUUGUAUUCCACAGAGAUACACAGUAGAAGGCAGUGAAACCAACUUGUCAUUCGAAAUCCAACCUCAAACCUUUACUGCAUCUGAAGUGUCCCUCAUAAAUUGGUGAUUACUUUUAUUGCUUUCCAUGUGACACCAAACACUACUGGUUGGGAAAUGCAGGACAGAGAAUGUUGGAAAUGGAGGUGCGACAACCGUUGGAAGGUUCAUGGAUGUGAUGAAGAAGGACAAGAAGAAGAUCGGCUGACUAACUAGGGAGUAUUAUCAAGAUGGGUUAAAAUGGAGGAGGCUGACUUGCUGCAGCAAACCCCUGACCAGAAAUACAGAAAUACAAAGAUGUAGAUUUGGUUUAUCCAUCAUAUUUUUUAUAGGAUAAAAGCAGUGCCACAACUGUAUAUGGCACAUGCCCUGAAAUAUCCAACUAUAGAGUGUGAUCAUUUCUUUACUGCCAAAGUUUAAGUGGUCUUUUGUGGCGUUUUAUUGCCAUUGAAAGGCUUGAAUAUUGAAUUGCCUUAAUGAACAAUGUGUUUUUGUAACAGAAAUCAGGACCCACACAUCACCUUCCAUGUGAAUCUUGUAUGUGUACAUUUAUUUGAAUAAAAUCAAAUGAAUGAUCUUUGGUGCUUACUUUAUUCCAUAAAGAGCAACGGUGACGUGUGAGACAGUGAAUGCAUCUUUGAUCAAAACAGCAAGAUGCACACGGACAACAACCUGCUUUUAUCCGUCUGUAACGCCGGGACAUUUAAACAGACUUGACAUAAAUCCGGAUAAGUGGAUGCAUCGUCCCGGAAACAGUUCAUGGUUGCAUGCUGUGGAAUUUAGUAAUCUCCAAUUACUGCUGUUAUCAUGCCAACUGAUGGGAGGGACCGUCAUUGGUGGCAAGAAUAAGACUGUGGAGCAAACCGAGGUAUUAAAUCAAACACAGUGAGGGCUGAGAAAUCAAAGACAGGCGCAACAAUUCAAACUUCAACAGUCAAUGUUUGAACAAAAAAAAAAAGGUUCUUAACCUAACUGGUAAGGAUUGUCAUCCUGUACACUAGAGCCUUAGAGUGAAGUCAUAUAUUGUCAAACGUCCUCAUUGUUAUUCGUCGGCGAGUCAUUUUGUGAGAAAAGGUCAUCGCCCUCUGCACUACUCACAUUAAUCUGGAGGAAAAGAAGACGUGUCUUUCAGCCGUUUAUAUAUCUACCGCAGUGUGUCUCCGAGGUAAAUGAUGACGCUGCUCACAACAAUGUCGGAGUCACGCAGGAAAUGAAUGGAGGUUUUGGUUCUUGCCAUUUGUUGCUUGUUCUCCUGGGUAAACGGAGGACAAACAAUUCAGGGAUAAUUUGAUGUGCUGCUCUGUCCCUCUGGGAACUGGGUGAACUGGUAUUGGAGAAAAUUGGGAUUUUCUUUUUUUCCUUGUUGGUGCAAUAAUGCAAAACACAGAAAAUAAUUUCUUUCCAGUGUGAACUUGCCAUAUGUUUUUAUGAAUUACAUCACAAAUGCACAGCUUGCCUGAAAAUGCAUCCGAAAUUGUCCAUAAAAGGACACAAAAAUAACAAGUAAUUGGCUUUAUUUACUUAUUUACUGGCUUUAAAUUAUGUUACCUCAUGUUGUUGCUACAUGAAGGAGGUGUAUUACUGAUGAAAUUUACGGUUUAAUUUGAGUAUUUCAUUAAGAAACUUUGUAUAAAGUACAGUACAGGAAGGGAAUUAAGUCAUAUUGGCAGAUAUAUUGCAGCUGGAGACAACAGUAUUCAUAUGUAUCAUCUACAUCACACAUACAUACUGUACAUACAUACAUUAUUUUCAUACACCUUAAAAAGAGUUCGACAACAAAACGAGAUCUAAACAGUUGAUGCUUUUGAAGUCUCCACAAACUUAUUACAGUAGCGUUUCCCGAUAUAUGAUCUCAUUUUCAUUCUUAUACCUACUUUUUCGGUAGCUGGACAGUAUACAAUAUGAUCUACUGUUUCAAAAUCCACCGCAACACCAGGCAGAAACACAUCCCAAACAUGAUGAAGGUCCUACUCUUGAGCCUCUGAGCUGUUCAUAUGUGAUUUCUCUGGGCAUCAGUGGGAAAAGGAUGAAGGUCAACUGUCUCCCUCACGCUGUGGACUGGAGUUAAAACAGAACCGUGCCUACGCUAUUGUUUACACCAAUGUUAGUGUAGACUUAAAAUCAAAUCUAUUUCUAGACUUUCAUUGUGUUUUUUGGGGGGGAAAUUGUAUUUUAAAACACUAUGUUUUAAUGGUUAUUCAUGACUGUGUAACAUGGUUAUUAGAGUUAACCAAAACUAAUG